AUAAACAAAUCUUUUAGAGUUGAACGAAAAAAAAAAUGGCCUCCUCAAAAUUCGUUCUUUUUGCUAUCCUAGCUCUGUCUCUUCUACUUUCCGGUACUGAAGCAAGAAAGACUGUGUGGCCUAGCAGCGAAUUAGACCCAAAGUGUUGCAGCCAUCAGCCAGAAUUUGGUAAAUGUGAAACAAAAGAAGAUGACCAAAAAUGCACUCAGAUGUGCCUUGAUGGUUGUGCCACUAACAAAGGUGGUGGCUGUCAACCUAUUACUGAAGCCCCUGGUGCUGUUUGUUCUUGUUAUUGCGCUUAACUCUUCUUCUUGGCUUUAUUGAUUCAUAAGUAAAAAAGUUUAUUUUUG
Messenger RNA from Arabidopsis arenosa, 350 nucleotides. NCBI's taxonomy places the organism in Eukaryota, Viridiplantae, Streptophyta, Magnoliopsida, Brassicales, Brassicaceae. The record is from the annotation of a GenBank genome assembly.